AUGGCCACAGAAACGAUCACCGUCGCUGCUCAUCCGCCGUCGCUCUUCCUGGACCUGCCGCCGCCACCGGUGAGCUCGGCAGGUCCAUUCGCCCUCGAGGCAGAGUACAAGACCGAUUCGGAUGAACACAAGGUCAACCUUAUUAUCGGAGCUUAUCGCGACGAAGAUGGCCGGCCGUGGUCUCUCAGCUCGGUUACUGAGGCGAGUUCCCUCUCCCACACCCCCACCCCAGCCGGCGAGUCUACCAACACUAACACCACCAACCUCGCUCGACAGGCCAAGUCGUCUCUCAACGCCGUGAACAGUCUCCACGAGUACCCGCCUCUCCGUGGCGAUGGCGAAUUCCUCGAAGGUGCCAGACGUCUCGUCUUCGGCGACAAGCUGGUAGAGCAACACGCCCAGCGGCUGUCUUCGAUUCAGACCGUGUCGGGGACAGGCGCCAACAGCCUUGUUGCAAAGUUCGUACAGAAGAAUGCACGCGCCUCGGCGAUUUGGCUGUCCGACCCUACCUGGAUCAACCACGCCGACAUCUGGCACGACAAUGCCCCCGGUGUCAAGGUCCGGGAGUACCCCUAUUACAACGCCGUGACGAGGUCGUUCGACUUCGACGCCAUGAUGGCCUGUCUUGAGUGCAACGCUCGCGAGGACGACGUCAUUCUUCUACACGCCUGCGCUCACAACCCGACGGGUCUCGAUCCCUCAAAGUCGCAGUGGGGGGCAAUCGCCGACCUCUGCCAGCGAAAGAAGCUUUUCGUCGUCUUCGACCUCGCCUACCAAGGGUUCACGUCCGGCGACCUCGCCAAAGACGCCUGGGCCGUCAGGUUCUUUCUCGAAUCGUCGCCUCUCGAGUUCGCCGUGUGCCAGUCCUUUUCCAAGAACCUCGGCCUCUACGGCGAACGCGUCGGGGCACUGCACAUCGUCGUGUCCCGCACCGGGCCCUCGACGGGCCCGGCUGUCGAAAACGCCCUGAUCGACAUCCACCGCGCCUCCGUCUCCGUCGCGCCACUCUUUGGGUGCCGCGUAGCAGUCGAGAUCUUCCGGAGCAGGCAGCUCCAGGAGCUUUGGGCAGCCGACCUUGUCGCAAUGAGCACCCGCAUCCGCAAGAUGCGUGAAGCCCUCUACGAAGAGCUCGUGCGACUGGGAACACCGGGGAACUGGGUUCAUAUUGUGCGACAAUCGGGCAUGUUCUCGUACACCGGGCUGGGUCCGGAGCAGGUACGACGGCUACGGGAGUAUGACCAUGUCUACAUGCUGCCAUCGGGGAGGCUGUCCGUCUGUGGGCUUACGAGUGCCAACGUCAAGUACACGGCCCAGGCUAUACAUCGUGUCGUGGUGCUUUCUGCCUAG
Colletotrichum higginsianum IMI 349063 is the source of this 1347-nucleotide messenger RNA. RefSeq names its product Aspartate aminotransferase. The transcript has a single exon. Gene Ontology annotation, biological process: L-aspartate biosynthetic process. The coding region runs from base 1 to 1347 and encodes 448 amino acids. Gene Ontology annotation, cellular component: cytosol. The record is from RefSeq and is a predicted model, not a curated record. NCBI's taxonomy places the organism in Eukaryota, Fungi, Ascomycota, Sordariomycetes, Glomerellales, Glomerellaceae. Gene Ontology annotation, molecular function: pyridoxal phosphate binding; L-aspartate:2-oxoglutarate transaminase activity.